This is a messenger RNA of Magallana angulata, 4121 nucleotides long. RefSeq lists its product as uncharacterized. The transcript is spliced from 2 exons. The record is from RefSeq and is a predicted model, not a curated record. Lineage: Eukaryota; Metazoa; Mollusca; Bivalvia; Ostreida; Ostreidae. The coding region runs from base 3192 to 3893 and encodes 233 amino acids.
UUAUGUAGAUAUAGGAAAUGAAUGGUAAUCUAACCUAACACAAAAAAACUGUUUACUUAGUAUGAUAUUUUGUGUUAUAAAACAGUCAAAAAUCAUUUUCAUAGUUAUUUCACAAAAAAUCAUAUUCAGUUCUAAUUGAUAAGCAGUGAGGAAAAUGUAUUUUUCCGUUAUUGAAUUCUUGAUGAAAAUUCACAAGUUAAGGUAAUGUGUAGCUUACCUGAGACAAUGUGGUUUUUAUAUGCUGUCUGUUGUUAUUGUCAUCAUAACUUUCGUGUCUUGACCUUGUACAUUUGUUUUAAUUUUUUAUGUUGCCAAUUUUCCAGGAAAGAUCAUUUUAGUUCAUCGAAAAAACAUUCCAAUUCCGCUCUAUUUCACAAAACCUGCAGUUUUUUUGGUAUUCAUUAGACAUUGUAUUUUCGCCGCAUUUCAUAACAAUGUAAAAUGUGCUAGACAUAUUGUUUUGUAAUGUUUUGCAAUUUGGAAUUAUUAAUAAGGAAUAUUUCUUUCACAAUUUCACAGUUCAAAUGUAGUUUUCGUACAUCAGCUCCCUUUUUGGGAACAUAACAAUUGUUGACAUAUUGUAAGCAAUAAAAGCCAGAAUAUAUAGUGAUAUACCUACAUUGUAAAAUAUAGCUUUAAAAACUAUUUAGAAAACUAAAACAAGUAGUAAACUUUGUCCGUUUCUGAAUCUUUAAUUACACAAUUUUACAAAUCGUAUAUUGGAUUUGAAUCUAUAGAAAACAUUUAAUAUUUUAAUAAUUCACAACAGCGAUUGUACGAAUAACUGCAUUUCCGAACUAUAUUCAUUGCAAUUUUUUUUGAGUGACACAUAUUAACCUUUGCAUAUGGAAUUUAAUUCUUUAAUUCUUUUCAAAAGCAUAAAUAAAAUCAUAAAAUAAUCACACUUUUGACAAAAUGUAAAGUGGAGCAGUUGGCGCUUUCGAUAGCGUAGAAUGAUUUAAAUACGGUAACCCCAGAUGUGUCCAUAUCGAUAUAUAUCGCGGUAACAUGAUUGUAACCUUAAACAACCUACUUUACUCUACUUGUGCAUUCUCUCCAUCCGUACACAAGGUGGUGUAUUCAUUUGGUCAGAUAGAGAGCUCCAAGAGUAAUCCUAAUUUGAAUGUUUGCGGUUUGGAUAUAUCUGGUAGAUCUCUAUCUCCUACUUUGCAGCUAGCAUGUAGAUUAUGGAAAUAUCCUGGAUCAGUUCUGAAGGUAGGAUACAAAUACACACCUUAGGAGGUAAUAUGGGUACCUUACACAAAAGAAGAGAUAAGUAUGUGAAUGUAAAGCAUUAGCGCCGUAAUUUGACAGUUCUGUUUGUAUGCUACCAAGGGGAUUGAAGAUGCUAAGGAUUGUACACUUUAUGUCAGGAGGUGUUGAGUCACGUUAUGUCCGCCGUCACGUUUUGUCCGCCGUCUCGAUAUGUCCGCCACUUUUUUUGAAAAAAAAUCGUCACGUUAUGUCCGCCAUCACGAAAUGUCCGCCACUUUUUUUUUAACAUCGUCACAUUAUGUCCGCCACCUUAUAAAUUUCAUUAUUUUUACUUUUAAUCGCCAUUUAAAGCUCGAUGUUACUAAAUAUUUGUCUAUCUUAAACAAAAUGACUCAUUAUGUCCAUUCCAAAAUUGAAAUGAUUAUUAUGUACGAAAUACAAUCAUUACGACUGAAUAGGGGACAUGUAGAGUUAGAUAUAUACUUUAAGAAAAUAAUCUGACCUAGAGAUUGAUAUCAUCAUAAAAAUAUAAAAAAUUCCUCAGAAUAUCACGAGUUGUUGUUAUUUUAUACCGUACGCGUAACACAAAUUUAAGCAUAUAUUAAGAAUGUUUUUCUGUACGCGUAGUUUUAUGAUUAUGCAUUGGUUUGUAAUGGUAGGUUAACUCAAUAGAAUGACCAUGGUAUGAAUGCACUCAUCAAUUCCAAAAAUUUCAAUGAUGUUAGACAAAUAUUUUGCUGCUAAUUUUUGUAAUUAGUAGUUUUUAAUCGACCUUGCACAUCCUUUUCCAUAGCUGUCAUAUGCACACGAGUGUUAUUUUGAAAACACUCAUAUAGGUUUUGGAUUAAUGAGAUUUUAAAGCGGAAUUCAAGUACAAGUAUUUGGAUUCAGGUAUUUAUAUUGAUAAGUGGAACUAAAAACGUUUUAUAUAAUAUACUUACAGUAGAGGCCUUAUUAGGCGCCUUUUAAUUUUAAAAAAAUCUAUCCCAUAAUGCCCCGCGCUUGCGAAUGCGCAGUUUAACGUAGGGCAAGGUUGAAUGAAUCUAAACAAUAACAGUUACCUGUAGAACCGCCUAAUGCGAGGUGACGCAAAUGACACUUUGUUUUGAAUGUGUGAAUGGUUUUUAUGUUGAUUUCUCUACGCAAUGCCGGCCCAUUGCUGUCCAUAUGGUUGUAAAAGCAGACAAACAGCAGGUGAAAACAUCAAGUUUUUCCGCAUACCUAAGGAUGAACACCUGAGGGCUAAAUGGAUAUCGGCCAUUAAACGUGAUGAUUAGGAGCCUAGCGAUCAUACCAGGAUUUGCUCUAAACAUUUUAUUAAUGGACAGCCUUGCAGAAAUCCAACAAAUCCUGAUUAUGUGCCAUCUGUAUUCUGCCAUCGGCCCAUCAAAGAUGGUGUACUCCAGGAAAAAGUUCAGCGCCAUAAACGCCUUGUUGAAAGAAAGGAAAACAUCGCCAGGAGCGAGUCAGCAAAGGCCCUUCUUACUCUCAGUAUGGACAAACCAGAAAAGUGUGCCGGGACUGCGACACAGACACCUGUCGUUCAUCAUUGUGAUUCGGAAGUGCAAAGUGAUAUCACGCUCCCUGUGAUGACUAGUCUCAUCGUCACCAACCAGGUCUUGAAAAAACAUCUGUGAUUCCAAUGCAGUGACCAUCAAAGAACAGCAGCUUGGUCAACAAAGAGCCCAUGAAGUUUGUCGCAAGCAAGAAGAUGAGUUGAAAUCAUUGGAAUCCAGACUUCAAAAGAAGGAGGAAGAAAACACACAGCUAUUGGAAGAGCUCAAGAAAAAGACACUUAGUGUCAAGACUAUUGAGGGGAUGAUAAGAAAACUAAAUUCUACAUAGGAUUUCCAAAUUUCAAAACUUUCCAUGCAGUGUUCCUAGAAACAUCUUCAAAAGUGAAAAGAAAGAAAACAAAGCUGUCGAAAUAGGAUGAAUUAUUGCUGACUCUCGUGAAAUUAAGACGAAAUCUUGCUAUGACAGACCUUGCCUAUCGAUUCGACAUUAGUCAAUCCUCAGUUACCAAUAUAUUCCAUGCGUGGCUGGAUGCUCUAUAUGCUACUUUAGGAGGACUUGUGCAUUGGCCAGAGACUGAUGUGUGUCAAUUACCGGAAGUGUUCCAGAAUGAAGUUUUCCGAAAAGUGAAUUGCUUCAUUGACUGUACCGAGAUUUUCAUUGAGAGGCCAUCCAAUUUGAAAGCGAGAGCACAAACCUACUCAAACUACAAGCGCCAUAACACCAUCAAGAUUCUUGUCGGAGCGAGUCCUUCAGGAUGUAUAACUUUCCUGUCUUCAUGUUGGGGAGGUCGUGUCAGUGAUAGACAGAUUACUACUGAAUCAGGAAUUCUUGACAAACUCCUUCCAGGAGAUGUGGUACUUGCUGACCGGAGGUUCAACAUGACAGAAGACUUUGCCCUAAAAGGAGCUCAGCUGAUUGUUCCAGCCUACACAAAGGGGAAAAGUCAGUUACCAAAAGAAGAUGUUGAGACAUCUCGAAUGAUGUCUCGUGCUCGGAUUCACAUCGAACGAGUUAUUGGGAGACUGAAGGACUUUGAGAUUAUCAAGGGCCCAUUACCCAUAAACUUUGUGAAGAGAAAAUCAGACGGUCAAGUGACUUGUGGGGACAAGAUAGUGCGAGUUGUUGCAGCAAUUGUGAAUACUAACGAUGUCAUUUUGUGAGAUCUGAGUGAAACUGGUUCUGAUCAAUGAACAUGCUAUUCCUUGUGUCACUGUGAACAAGUACAAUUGUUUCAAUGAAUUAAAUAUAGACUAAUCAUUAAAUUUUUGAUGGUUUCCCUGUUAUCAAGUAAUGUCUAGUUGAUUGAUUUUUUAUCCACUGUUUUCAUGUUGCUUGUCAUUAAAUAUUGAAUCCACUGAUUGAAAAUAAUCAGUAAAUCAUUGAUUGUA